Molecule: messenger RNA, 2417 nt
Organism: Rhinichthys klamathensis goyatoka
Lineage: Eukaryota; Metazoa; Chordata; Actinopteri; Cypriniformes; Leuciscidae
Gene: klf5l
Product: Kruppel like factor 5 like
Exons: 4
Coding region: 141-1349 (402 amino acids)
Biological process (GO): regulation of transcription by RNA polymerase II
Molecular function (GO): RNA polymerase II cis-regulatory region sequence-specific DNA binding; DNA-binding transcription factor activity, RNA polymerase II-specific
Source: RefSeq, a predicted model, not a curated record
AACAGGUAAGGCUACCUGAGGGACACAGGGAGGGCUUUUGGAUACACCGCGCGUCUGGAUGUACCGACAAGGACGUUUAUAAUAACCCCACAUAUGUGUUUUCGUAAUUGAGAAUAAGUUUUUAAUAUAAUAUUCGUCAUAUGCAUAUAGAAAUGGCAAGUGUAGGACUGGUCGUUAGCGCUCCGAAUACAGAAGAGAGAGCAGUUUUCACGCAGCUUAAACCCGUGCGGAUGUGUGGCGCGGAUGGGCCGGAGGACUCGUCCGUGUUUGAGGACGUCAAACCCGCGGUUAGAAUCGCAACAAACGCUGUUGAAAUGGCUCAGACACGGAUGGAGAUGGAUAAAUAUUUGCCCCAGAGUGGCCCGGUGCUUACCCUAAACAUGAUGGAUACGAAGUACCGACGGGAAAGUGCCUCAGUGGUGGAUGAGUAUUUUGCAGAUGAGAAGCCUGCCCCUUACAGUCUUAACAUCAACGUUAUCCUGCCCAAUACCACACAUCUUCGCACUGGCCUUUACCGCCCAAACAAACCUCCGGUGCACCAGAUCAAAACAGAGCCUGGCGUGGACGAACCUUGCGGCAUUCAGGCGCUCCCCGAAUUCACCUCCGUCUUCAGUGUGCCCCAGACGGUCAACAGCCUCUUCAUCAAACCCGACAUGUCUGUCGCAGACGAGCUCCACAUCGGCCCUCAGCAGCCGUCAGUCUACCAGAUGCCCGUCAGCAGCAGCGACCUCACCACAAUGACCUUCUCCCAGAGUCAAUCCAUGAACGGGAUCGGCUCGUCCGGCAGGACCAUGCUCAACCUGAACACUGUGGCCUUGACAGCGCAAUCUGGAGAAUUUGUAAUGCCCGAGCCGUUCUUCACUUCACCCCAGCCACACAGUUUGCCUCCAUCGCCUCCCAACUCCCAGCCCAGCAGUCCGGAGAACCAGGCAGAUCUCAUUACCUCCCCUCCCCCACCGUACCAGGGUAGAAUGGGAAUGAAGGUUGGACAGAUGACCCCUCACUCCAUGCUAAUGGCCCACGGUCAGGGCAUCCUCACGGGGCCCAGAUACAACCGACGGAACAACCCCGAGCUGGAGAAGAGAAGAAUUCACCAUUGUGACUUCCCAGGAUGCACUAAAGUUUACACAAAGAGCUCUCACUUGAAAGCACACCAAAGGACUCAUACAGGUGAGAAGCCAUACCGAUGCAGCUGGGAAGGAUGUGACUGGCGUUUCGCCCGCUCGGAUGAACUGACGCGGCAUUACCGCAAACACACCGGCGCGAAACCCUUCAAAUGCAUCGCCUGCAGUCGCUGCUUCUCUCGUUCAGACCACCUGGCACUGCACAUGAAGCGCCACCAAAACUAACAGAUUUCACAUCAACUUUCAUAACAGUUUUAUUGUUCUAAAUAUUUCACAGUCAUUCACGUAUACGAAGAUCAAACUAAUGAAAGCUCUCCACACAUUUUGUCAUGAAGAGGACUGGACAUCACAGCAAAGAGCUCCAACAGGAUGUAUACUAAUGUACAUAUGUUUUGUAUGUGUUUAUGUCUGUAGAUUAAUGUGAAAAGAUGUUAUGGAUUUUAUACUUGACCUCCAUCCACUUUGUCUGACUAAAUUUGGAAAUGUUCCUUCGGGACCGUAUAGUGUCUUCCAAAUAACUUGAAAUGUAAAGUUUGAUUUAUUAAUUCCAAGGUGAUAGUUAAUUGCUCAUUUUAGACAAUGCUAGUCUAUGCUAUUUAUAUGGAAUUUCCCACUCACAAAAAGUUGUUUGCUUUUGGCUAAGAUGCUGCGAUAAAAAAGAAAUGUUUCCUGUUCUCACAGUUGUGUAUCCAUGGAUACAAAUCUUUAUGAGAUUGUAAAAAAGUAGCGCUCAGAUCAGUCGACUGUUUGACAUUUCGGCUCUUUGUAUGACUGUGAUGAAUGUGAAAAAUGAGCUCACAAGAGCCCCAUUUGACCAUGUGUGCCAAAAUUUGUAUUUCACACAACAGUUGAUUGUUUUAUAAAGGUAAGGAACUUAAAUAAGUGAAGAGAGUGCGAUAUGUGGAAAGUUUUGAAACUUCACAACAAUCCCUUUCUUUUCCCAAGAACAAAUUUGUAUUUGUUGUGGACACCGUAGCAUUUGCUUUUGUAAUGGGCUCCAAGUUGGGUCUUAAAAGUUCUCCAGUUCCCUUUGUACAUGUCCUGCUCUUAUGAAGGGAACUCUGAUGGAUCAAAAGGUACUGUACAUAUACUGUUGUUAAAGUUUAACUACAUGUAAAUACUUUUCUCUUUGAAGCUGAUUGUUUUUAUUAUGAACAAAUGGGAGUUUGCUACAUUUGUCUUGAAUGUGGGUGAAUUGAGUGUGUAGGUCUUGCAUACUAAGUGAUCAGUUUAACAUUUUUAUGUAGUAGUUUGAAUACAGAAUUUUGAAAAUAAAAGAAUAAUCACAUUUCA